Molecule: messenger RNA, 1379 nt
Organism: Exophiala viscosa
Lineage: Eukaryota; Fungi; Ascomycota; Eurotiomycetes; Chaetothyriales; Herpotrichiellaceae
Product: oxidoreductase
Exons: 2
Coding region: 93-1319 (408 amino acids)
Source: RefSeq, a predicted model, not a curated record
CCCGGCCUCCGCAACUUUUGAUCAUAUGUCAACGCAGGCCACGCUUCGGCCAUUCUUGUCCUGCGUUUUUAUUUAUUGGGGGAGACGACAUCAUGCCCAUCGAUCUGCUGGCAGAGGGCUAUGGCCGGAAAAUCUUGAGUAGCCCACACACAUGGACUGUGGCCCAGGCCGCGGCUGCCAUUGGCGUGGUAGCCCUCCUGAAGUUUUAUUUUGGUGGUGCAAGAUGUCGUUCCGAACGAGUGAUGCACGGAAAGGUGGUGAUGGUGACGGGAGGUACGUCAGGAAUAGGUGCCGCCAUAGUACAAGAGCUCGCAACAAGAGGCGCCCAGAUCAUUCUCUUGACCCAUCAUGCUCCCUCCGACCCAUUCCUCGUGGACUACAUUGAAGAUGUGCGAACUAUCACCAACAACGAAUUGAUAUAUGCGGAGCAAGUCGACUUGUCCUCACUUCAUUCGAUACGGCUUUUCGCAACGAAAUGGGUUGAUAAUGCCCCUCCGAGACGAUUGGAUAUGAUCGUUCUCUGCGCCAACGUCAUGACGCCUUGGUUUGGUACAAGUCAAAAGACGCUGGACGGACUCGAAGCAGAAUGGGCUAUCAACUAUCUCAGCAGCUUCCACCUCCUGAGCAUCCUGUCACCCGCCAUUCGAGCACAACCACCAGACAGAGAUGUAAGAAUUCUGUUUAGUACAUGCAGCAGCUAUAUUGGAGGCAAGCUGGAGCUGCAACAUACCGAGUCUACGUCAAAAUCUGGCAGCACUUCCUACGCGCGCAGCAAAUUGGCCGUCAUGACAUUUGCAUAUGCAUUCCAGAAACACCUUGAUUCAUACAAACGUCCUGACAAUCAGGUCAACAACGCGCGGGCUUUCAUUAUUGAUCCUGGAUUCUGUCGCACUCCUGGCACAAGGAGGUGGCUGUCUGGAGGUCUCAUAUGGGGUCUCUUUCUGUAUCUGGUGACCUGGCCACUAUGGUGGCUCAUCCUCAAGUCGCCUGUUCAAGGUGCUCAGAGUUACCUUCUCGCGGCCAUGGAAGCUGAAUACGGACGAGGAGCUGGUGGAAAAAUGAUCAAAGAAUGCAGAGAAUACGAACCUUUAAGACCCGAAGUCAAGCAUGAAGAGGUUGCGAAGAAGCUGUGGGAAUUUAGUGAAAAGCAAAUCGAACAGCUGGAGAAAGCAGGCGCUGUCAAACGGGCUCUGGCGAAGAAAGAGGCAGAGAAGAACAAGAAUGAUGUGCCAGAUCCGGCCGCAGACGGCACGCCGGUUUCUUCCGCCGGCAAGAAGGAGGCCACGGCGGGGUCCAGAAGGAGCCGCAAAGCGAAAUGAGCCCAACUAGCAGCCACCUACCAUCUUCGAAUAGAGGUACAGGCCGACCUACAUUAGGUU